This is a messenger RNA of Canis lupus familiaris (dog), 1014 nucleotides long. Its product is annotated as keratin-associated protein 10-12-like. Lineage: Eukaryota; Metazoa; Chordata; Mammalia; Carnivora; Canidae. The coding region runs from base 1 to 1014 and encodes 337 amino acids. The transcript has 3 exons. The record is from RefSeq and is a predicted model, not a curated record. Gene Ontology annotation, cellular component: keratin filament.
AUGGCCGCCUCCACCCUGUCCGUCUGCUCCAGCGACCUGAGCUACGGCAGCCGCGUCUGCCUGCCCGGCUCCGGCGACUCCUGUCCCGACCCCUCCUGGCAGGUGGACGACUGUCCCGAGAGCUACUGCGAGCCCCCCUGCUGCGCCCCGGCCUCCUGCCUGACCCUCCUCUGCACCCCUGCGAGCUGCGUGUCCAGCCCCUGCCCACCAGCCUGCCCCGGUUCCUGCCAGCCCUCGUGCGGCAGCUGCUCCCCCUGCCAGGAGGGCUGCGGUGUGUCUGUCUGCUGCAAGCCCGUGUGCUGCACCCCCGUCUGCUGCAAGCCCGUGUGCUGCACCCCCGUCUGCUGCAAGCCCGUCUGUUGCACCCCCGUCUGCUACAAGCCCGUGUGCUGUGAGUCCUCCCCCUGCUGCCAGCAGUCUAGCUGCCAGCCCUCUUGCUGCAGCUCUUCCCCCUGCCAGGAAGACAGCUGUGUGUCUGUCUGCUGCAAGCCCGUGUGCUGCACCCCUGUCUGCUGCAAGCCCGCCUCCCCCUGCUGCCAGCAGUCUAGCUGCCAGCCCUCCUGCUGCAGCUCUUCCCCCUGCCAGGAAGACAGCUGUGUGUCUGUCUGCUGCAAGCCCGUGUGCUGCACCCCCGUCUGCUGCAAGCCUACCUCCCCCUGCUGCCAACAGUCUAGCUGCCAGUCCUCCUGCUGCAGCUCCUCCCCCUGCCAGGAAGACAGCUGUGGGUCUGUCUGCUGCAAGCCCAUGUGCUGCACCCCCAUCUGCUGCAAGCCCGUCUGCUGCACCCCCAUCUGCUGCAAGCCUGUCUGCUGCCAGGCCUCCCCCUGCUGCCAGCCCAGCCCCUGCAGACCCUCCUCCUGCGUGUCCCUCCUCUGCCGCCCCUUGUGCCGGCCCGCCUGCUGCGCCUCCCCCUCCCCCUGCCAGCCCAGCUGUCGCCCCCAGGCCUCCAGUGUGUCCCUGCUGUGCCGCCCCGUGUGCUCCCGCCAGGCCUGCCGCCGCCCCGCCUGCAGCUGA